GUGUUAAAGCAAGCUGGCAACUCUGCGUCCUAUGCAUUUGGCUGUGAUAAAUAAAUUAAAAAUUUUGCACUUUUUCUAAUUUAUAACCAUGAAAUGUUUCAAAUAUGCAACGUUUGUUGCAUUUAAUGUGAUUGCCGCGUUGCUGUUAAGCGGAGUAUGCUGUUUUUUACAGCAGCAACCCACGAUUCGCAUUGAAAUGGACGAAGCCGGCAUGCACAGAAAACUAAAGUACACCGUGCAGUUUGAUAACACAUUCGCGAACUCGAAUUGUGUGUAUAUGCUGGCCCAACCUUUGCCUGCAGCCGUUUAUGUCAGCACCGACGAGCUGGACGGCCUCCAACGCUUGAAAAUGCUGGAUGCAGUGUAUCCGAAAUUCGUGGAUGUUGAAAUCAUCACCGAAAAGGCUGAACCGUUUUCGGUGCUGUUACGUGGAACGCCUAAGAUUACGGAUACCUUAACGUUGCCCAUUCAUUUCCGCUAUCACGCCGCGAGCCGUAACUACACCUCGGCCACGGUCGUAUUAGGCGCACUCCAACUUUAUCUGAGCUGUCCAAUGGGCGAUAAGGAACUCAUUGACACUGAAUUAUUAGAUGGACCCGAUAAGUUCUACUGCCUUGGCGAGCAUAAAACCGAUUUUGAAGAGCAAUCCAAACAGUUGACAGCCGAUAAUUGCAACUGGCGGCGAGUUAAGGCGGACUUCCAAACGGAGCGACCGCUGCACGCCGAGAUACCUGUGGGCGAUGCCAAUGACUAUAUAUUUGUUCUCUAUGCCACAAUUGCCCUUACCUGGACGGCGUCCAUUUGGACCAUACUGAGCACUCGGUCGGUAGCUCGUCGCAUCAAUGAAGAACUAACCGAGCAGCAUUUGCAGAUGCAGCUAGAGGACAAAGUUAAUUAACAGCGAUUCCAUUAUAUUACAAAAGGAUCCCGGCGUGAAAUAAUUCGUAAAAUAAGAUUCCAGCGAUAAACACCUCGCCAGACUAGAGUUUAUGCCAUAUUUGUAUAUAAUUUGGGCUCGUGCCGUCGUAGAGAUAAACCCGAGCGUAGUUCAACUGGAAGGCGGGUCCAAUAAAUGCCGGUAAAUGCUGAUUCCACAGACAAGGCCUUAUGCUGCUUAAGCAUUUUGUGAUUUCCCAUUGUAUACGUUUAUAUGUGUAUUCUGAGUACAUUAAACUUUGGAUGCUUUACACUAGGUUUAUGAAAUAAAUGUUAAGCAGCGCA
Messenger RNA from Drosophila virilis, 1221 nucleotides. It is a transcript of the gene PIG-X, whose product is annotated as Phosphatidylinositol glycan anchor biosynthesis class X. Gene Ontology annotation, cellular component: endoplasmic reticulum membrane. Gene Ontology annotation, biological process: GPI anchor biosynthetic process. The record is from RefSeq and is a predicted model, not a curated record. Lineage: Eukaryota; Metazoa; Arthropoda; Insecta; Diptera; Drosophilidae.